AUGAGCAAACCAUGGAUGGUAACCUGUAGCAACUGUGGAGGCAUGGUUACUUCGGUUAAUGAUACUAUUAUAGAUUUGGUAGGAAGUUUUCCUCUGCUUUUAAUUAUAGUGUCCUCACUGUCAUUGCCGACUUGGGGAGAGUAUUAUCCGUUGUGGAUUCCCAUUGUAGGUGAACCUCCCAAGUCAGAAGAAUCGGAUACUGCUGAACGCAGUGCAUAUUUUAUAUACAACAUGGUCGAUUUAAAUAAAAACGGAAAACUUGAUUGUAAAGAAUUACAAAGUGCUUUGAGUGUUGGAGGCCUCCAGUUUUCUCUUCCUACUGUAAAUAUUCUGCUUGCUAAGCAUGAUAGAAAUCGGAAUGGUCAGCUAGAAUUUGAAGAGUUCAAGUCUUUAAUCGAUGAAGUUUGGAGGUGGAAGGAAGCUUUUGAUUACUUUGACACAGACAAAAGCGGAUCUAUUGAUUUCGGCGAGCUCCAACAGGCUCUUAUUAUGAUAGGUAUCAACUUAUCUCCUACUACAUAUCAAACUGUAUUCUUUUCCUCCGAUACAGAUCGUUCUGGAUCAAUAUCAAUGGAUGAGUUCAUUAAGCUAGUAACUGAGUUACAGCUCUCUCAAAUUCGAUAUAUGGAGCUAGAUAGAGAUGAAUCUGGAAGAGUCAAUAUGUCUUAUGAUAAAUUUGUGGAUCUUAUUUUUUCGAUUCGCACAUAA
This is a messenger RNA of Blastocystis hominis, 708 nucleotides long. RefSeq lists its product as hypothetical. Bases 1 to 708 code for a protein of 235 amino acids. The record is from RefSeq and is a predicted model, not a curated record. The transcript has 5 exons. NCBI's taxonomy places the organism in Eukaryota, Bigyra, Opalinata, Blastocystidae. Gene Ontology annotation, molecular function: calcium ion binding.